Molecule: messenger RNA, 803 nt
Organism: Pneumocystis carinii B80
Lineage: Eukaryota; Fungi; Ascomycota; Pneumocystomycetes; Pneumocystales; Pneumocystaceae
Exons: 3
Coding region: 47-757 (236 amino acids)
Cellular component (GO): endoplasmic reticulum; endoplasmic reticulum membrane
Source: RefSeq, a predicted model, not a curated record
AAUAUUUUCACAAUUUAAAAAAGUUAUAGACUUUAGUAUUUAAUUUAUGAAGAUAUUCAAAACUCUUUUUGUAGUUCUUUUUAUUUCGGGGACAAUUGCAUCUGAUUUUAAAAAUAGUGAACAUAUAGAAAAUAUAACUUCACAUUCGCCAGAUAUUUUUAUUAAUACAAAUAUUACCGAUGAUCCAGCACAUUUUCAAACAUCAAGAACAAUUUUAAAUGGAAAGAAAACAAAUGUAAGUGUUGAAAUUAGCAAUUUAAUCAAUGAAACACUUGUUCUUGAAUCAUUUUCUAUUCGUAUUUUUGACAGGAAUUUUUCUCUACAAAUAAUUAAUUUAGGGGAUAUAAGAAAACGUAUUAUUAUACCAGAAUUGAAUUCUACAAGAGUUUCAUUUUAUUUUUCAACAGAAUUAGCGGAAAAUGAUUAUGGUCUUACAAUUUUUGCAAGAAUUAGAAGAUAUGGUAUUUUUCUUACAUAUGUUGCUUAUAAUUCAACAAUCACAAUAAAAGAACCGGGAUAUUCUUUCUUUAAUUUUCAAAUAAUCUUUCUUUAUAUUAUUCUUGCUGGUCUUAUAAUAGGCCCUUAUUUGAUUUUUCAAAAAUGGAUGUAUAAUAUGUAUCAAAAGAAAAAAAGGAAUACUAAAAAGAAGGUUAUCGAGAAGAAAGAACCAGAAAAAAUACUUAAUUUACAUUAUGAUGAAAACUGGAUUCCGGAACAGCAUUUAAAAAAUAGGACUGGAACAUCAAAGAAACCAUAGUUUUAUCUGAAAUUCGGAAUAGCUUUUGGAAAUAGACAAAUUAUUU